Amphiprion ocellaris (clown anemonefish) is the source of this 1586-nucleotide messenger RNA. Its product is annotated as G-protein coupled receptor 183. NCBI's taxonomy places the organism in Eukaryota, Metazoa, Chordata, Actinopteri, Pomacentridae. The coding region runs from base 209 to 1168 and encodes 319 amino acids. The record is from RefSeq and is a predicted model, not a curated record. Gene Ontology annotation, biological process: phospholipase C-activating G protein-coupled receptor signaling pathway; positive regulation of Rho protein signal transduction. Gene Ontology annotation, molecular function: G protein-coupled receptor activity. The transcript is spliced from 3 exons. Gene Ontology annotation, cellular component: membrane.
AAAGAAUAUUGCCAACUGGUGAGCAGAACAACUUUUAAAGUGGAUAUGCCUGAAGAAAAACACAAUUGACUGAGUCUGCCAUCUCCAGAGACGUGAAUCUUUCACAAAGAGCUUCACUCCUCUGUCGAUGUGAUUAGUCCCACAGCGAGACUGCGAGAGGCCUGAGGCGGAGCCGGCAGCUCAAGGAGGUUUUGGUGCUUGUAGAAACAUGGACGGAAAUAUCUCCUCAUUCAACUCAACCUCUAUCCCCACUCAGCUCCCUCUCAACACCACAGCUUCCAUCAACACUACAGUGAAACCGUUCAGUGUGUUUGACGGGUGUGACCAUCAGGUCGAGGCCAUUCUCUUUGACUUGAUUCUGCAGUGCGUCAACGUAUUCUUGGGAAUCCCUGCCAACUUGCUUGUCAUUGCAAUUCUCAUCCACAACCGCAAAGAACCCUCCACUUCAGACAUAUUCCUGGGCUGCUUGGCGUUCAUGGAUAUCUACUUUGGUACCAUGACCCCCAUCAGCUUCCUUAACCUUUAUGUCUGGCAAAGCAAAAGUGUGUGGUCUUCCAUUAAGUUCUCCUAUGGCGUGAAAGAUACCAGCGGCCCAUUGUUUCUCUCCUGCAUCUGCCUGGAUCGCUUUGUGGCUGUGCUCUUUCCCAUUGCAUUCGGGCAGCUCAAACACUACAAGUACAGGGUAAGCCUCACUGUCCUGGUGUUCUGCCUCACCUUUGCCUACUCAGCAGCCAAGACGGUGGGAGGCCUCCCAAACUUUGAGAAGGUGUUCACUGGUGAGGUUCUGGCCACAUUUACUUGGAUGGUUUUGUGUAAUUUAAGCAUCAUGUGGGCCCUGAAGAAGUCUCGUGGUGCAGGGAAAGAUGAGAUGCAUCCCAUGAAGAAGAGAGCCUUCAAGAUGGUGCUGUCCAUCCUUUGCAUCAUCAUUUUCAACUACCUGCCGCCAGUCGCGCUGUUCCCGUUUGAAGACCACUAUGCCCCUGAUGUGUUCCGCUGCUACGUGCAGCCAGUGGGUUUCGCCUUCUUAAACAUUAGCAGCACCAUCCAGCCCCUUGUCUAUUUGUCUCGUCUGGAGAAGGUGCCUUUCCUCCCAGAUGCCUGCAUUAAGAAGUUUUCUAUUUGUCACAGUGGAGAGAACAAAAAAACUCCACAUCCGCAAAACCCUUAGACACUUAGAACAUUGUGUACAUAUGGAACUUCAUGAAAGCUGAGUCUAAUAUAUCUCUAAAGAAGAAAGUAGAAAGUUAAUAUAAUUCAUAACUGUUUUUGUGACUGAUAUUGUUUCUCUUUAAGUUUAUUAUUUUUCAAAAUAUGUGUUUUAGUUGAAUUCUUUUUGCGUAAAGGAAUGAAGCUCAAAAAAUACUUAAUUUAUUUGAGAUGCAUCGGUAAUGAGUCCAUAGAUGGAAUAUUUUUUACAUUUUAAUUUCAUUUUUUGAUAAUUUGAUCAUGUUCUGCAGGACUAAUUUGUACAAACAGCAUGAAAUGCACAUUAUGCAGUCACUUUCAUCAACUGAGUCCAACUAUUUGUUUGAGUUUGGCGCCAUCAUGUGUACAAAAUACAUCAAUAAAAUAUUUUGCUUCCAGUA